Messenger RNA from Acanthoscelides obtectus, 246 nucleotides. The record is from the annotation of a GenBank genome assembly. NCBI's taxonomy places the organism in Eukaryota, Metazoa, Arthropoda, Insecta, Coleoptera, Chrysomelidae.
AACUAUCUCUAAUUCUAAAGUGCAAGCAAACCAGCAAAAGUACUAUUAUGAGCUGCCGUCCACUAGGUCACCGAUGGUAGCCACUAGUGUGAGACAGCUAUGAGCGUCAUCGUGGCCAGCCUAAGAUGUCAUUAUAUACGGUUCUUCCCAACAAUGAAUUUCUGAAAAACUUUCGCUUGAACCCAAUAAUAGCAACGAGGUUAUGGAAGUUUGGUCAAACCUUCUGCGUCACUCAGUAUAUCUAAG